UGUGUGACCGAGAGCCGACCGAGAUAAUCUAACCGAACCAAACCAACGUGCAAUGAAUAAUGAAUGAUAAUGCAAUGCAGUUGUUUAGCAGACUUACACAUUUUUGUCUCCUCCGGUUUUAACGAUAAUGCCUUAAAAAUGAUUAUGAUUAGGCCUAUAACCUACAAUAUGGAUAAUGUCAAGCAUACAAUCUAAGUAGGCCUAGCCCAAUUUCCAAUAUGAGUGCUAGAGACGGACGGGGGAAAGGCAACCCUUGGCGAGGGAGAGGCAACCAGCCACAGAAUAAUCGCAGCAAUGAUGCCAACAGAAAUGCUGCGGCUGAAGAUAAGUUUAAAAAGGCAAAGAUGCACAUGCAACAAGCCGUGGAUAAACACAAAUCAACAGGCUACGAAUCGUCAUCUGAGGAAGAGGAUCUGGAGUGCAACAAUAUUUUAGGAUCAGUUUUAAAAUCCUACGCCUCUUUGGGAGGAACUAAUGAAGACCUUGGUCGAACUCAAAACUUUCUCGAAGACGCAUUCCAGUCAGGAGCGGCGAUCUGUUUGGUCUGCAUUGCCACAGUCAGGAGAAAUGAUUCUAUAUGGAGCUGUAAUAACUGUUGGGGCUUCUUCCACCUGCAAUGUAUCCAGAGAUGGGCCAAGGACUCUGUUGCUCACCAGAAGGCAGCUCUAGAUGACAGACCACGGGGUCAGUCUCUGCCUCACAUCACUUGGGCAUGUCCAAAGUGCCGAGAGGGCUAUGAGCAGACGGACAUCCCUUUCCGAUACUUCUGUUUCUGUGGACGAGCGGAGGACCCGGUGUAUCACCCGUGGUUGGUGCCGCACUCUUGUGGCGAGACUUGCAACAAACCCCUCAGUCCGGCUUGUGGCCACCACUGUCUACUGUUGUGUCACCCAGGGCCAUGUCCGCCUUGCCCCAAGACAGUGAAGACUGCGUGCCACUGUGGUAAGAGUGCUCCUCGGCCACAACGCUGCAGCAGACCGCAGUGGUCGUGCGGUGCGCCGUGUAGUCGUCUGCUGGGCUGCGGACGACACAAGUGUGCUGUGCCGUGCCACGCAGGGCCGUGCGCACCAUGCCCACGCCGCUCUGUACAACAGUGCCAGUGCGGCCGAGACAGCCAGGAGAGGGAAUGUGCGAGUCCUAACUGGCAAUGUGACCGAGCAUGUGGCAAGCAGUUGUCCUGUGGCAGCCAUGUUUGUGAGAGAGUUUGUCACGGAGGUGCCUGUGGUGAGUGCCCCGGCAUGUUGCCACGGACAUGUCCCUGCGGCAAGUCCACCUACGAGCUGGCUUGUACCCUAGAGCCGCCGACGUGUGGUGAUACUUGCGGACGAUUGUUGGACUGCGGCGUACAUCCGUGUUCACAAAGAUGCCAUCGUGAUAAAUGCGGAGUGUGUCUUGAACGUGUGGAGAAGAGAUGCCGUUGUGGACUGCAUACCAAAGAAGUUCCCUGUCAAAAAGAAUUUUUGUGCGAGACCAAGUGCAAAAGAAUCAAAGAUUGCAAACGGCAUCCUUGCAAUAGAAAGUGUUGUGACGGCAACUGUGGUCCAUGCGAGAAGCCGUGUAGUCGCACUCUGACCUGCGGCCACCACAAGUGUGCGAGUGUGUGUCACCGAGGCCAGUGCUACCCGUGCGAUAUCACUGUGCAAGUCAAGUGUCAUUGUGGCACCACUGCCAAGACUGUGCCGUGCGGUAGAGAGAGGAAAACUAGACCGCCACGCUGUCUACAGCCUUGCAGAAUCCCCCCGGACUGUCACCACGCGGAGAGAGACUUCCACUACUGUCACUUUGGCUCGUGCCCUGUGUGUCGUCAGAUCUGUGACCUGCCCCGCCAGAAUUGCCCCCAUCUUUGCCCCAAGCUGUGUCACUCGGCUGUGCUGGUCAAUGUAGCAGACAACAUCAAACCUGCCGGCCCCUGGGAGCUGGUUCAGCCCCAGCUAGAGUUGAGAGCUCUCCCGUGUGGGGAUUGUUGGGAAUCAGUCUCCGUCUCUUGUCUUGGAGGCCAUGAGGUGACCAAUGUGCCGUGCUACAGAGCCGUGCCGUAUGUCUGUGGCCGAGAGUGUGGCAGAUACUUGUCCUGUGGCAACCACUCAUGCAGCGCCGCUUGUCACCAAGUGCUCAACGCUCCUAGCUUGCAGGAGGCAGGCAGCAACUGUGAGCCUUGUGCUAGUCAGUGUACAUUCCCGCGGCCUGAGGGUUGCACUCACCCCUGCACUGCUGGCUGUCACCCUCCCCCCUGCGCCCCAUGUCAGGCCCUGACACGCCACCGCUGUCACUGCACCAUCAACCAGCUGUUCCUCAGGUGCGGAGAGUGGACCUCGGCCUCAGACUCUGAGAGAUCUGCAAUGCUGUCCUGUGGCAACCAGUGUCCCAAGAAUUAUGAGUGUGGCCACCGCUGCAGUCUGACGUGUCACGACGGGCCGUGUACAGACGCCGAGCUGUGCCGACGUAAGGUCAAGGUCACCUGUCCGUGUCGCAGAAUCAAACGUGAGGUGCAGUGUGCGACUGUGCGAGCCGGCCAGGCUGUGAUAGAGUGCGACCAAGUCUGUCAGGAGAAGGAGGUGCAAGAACUGCAGAAACGCUUAAAAGAAGAGGAAGAGAAAAGGCUCCAAGAAGAACUUCGUAACAAAGAAGAACUUGAGAAAUUUGAGAAGAAGAUGUCUGGCAAGAAGAAGCACAGAGAAAAGAAGAUAGUUGAUGAGAAGCCAGAAGUAUCUCUGUUGGCUCGACAUUGGUUGGUCGUGUCAGCUGUGGUAGCAGUCGGAGUCGCAGUAACUAUCGUGUCCAUGCUCAAUUAACGGCCUUCUGUUUUCUUAUGGUUGUAAUUUAUGUUAUUUAAUAAACAAGUAACACCCGA
Macrosteles quadrilineatus (aster leafhopper) is the source of this 2851-nucleotide messenger RNA. Its product is annotated as NF-X1-type zinc finger protein NFXL1-like. The record is from RefSeq and is a predicted model, not a curated record. Gene Ontology annotation, molecular function: zinc ion binding; RNA polymerase II transcription regulatory region sequence-specific DNA binding; DNA-binding transcription factor activity, RNA polymerase II-specific. The transcript has 15 exons. Gene Ontology annotation, biological process: regulation of DNA-templated transcription. Gene Ontology annotation, cellular component: nucleus. Bases 219 to 2792 code for a protein of 857 amino acids. NCBI's taxonomy places the organism in Eukaryota, Metazoa, Arthropoda, Insecta, Hemiptera, Cicadellidae.